This is a messenger RNA of Chionomys nivalis (European snow vole), 1442 nucleotides long. It is a transcript of the gene Bhlha9, whose product is annotated as basic helix-loop-helix family member a9. The transcript has a single exon. Gene Ontology annotation, molecular function: protein dimerization activity; RNA polymerase II transcription regulatory region sequence-specific DNA binding; DNA-binding transcription factor activity, RNA polymerase II-specific. Bases 403 to 1095 code for a protein of 230 amino acids. Lineage: Eukaryota; Metazoa; Chordata; Mammalia; Rodentia; Cricetidae. The record is from RefSeq and is a predicted model, not a curated record. Gene Ontology annotation, biological process: regulation of transcription by RNA polymerase II; developmental process.
CAGAAGCAAAUGUGGCAUUCUAUCUGGGGACAGGAGACGGAAACAGAACCCAGACGCACCAGAGGGUCUGUGAGCAGAACAAGCAUGUUCCCUGUGACAACUAGAGCACCGCCUCGGGCGUGGCCAGGCUACCCAGCUGGUCCUGUGUACGAGAAUCUGCACGCUUCCUUCCACGCUUCCUUCCUUCCUCUCAGUUCCUCCCUCACCAUCUUACCUGGGGGCAGGUAAUAAAGCAGGAGGAGGGAGAUGGAUGGACUGGGAGGGCGGGGAGCCACGUGGUGUCAUAAAGCCCGGCUAGAGAGGGCCUGUCCAGAGAGUGUCCAGCCAGCGAGCGCCAACAGUCAGAGUGGACCAGCAGCCCUUUGGACCCGAAGCAAAAGCUGCAGGGCCAGGGCAUAGGCCAUGCUCCGAGGCACGCCAGGACUAGGCCUCAGGGAACUGAAGCGGAGUGAGGGUUCUCUGGAGGACUUGGGGCGCUCUUGCCCCAAGGCUGGCAGGAAUUUCGGAGCGCUGAAUCGCAGCCUGGAUGAAGCAGAGGAGGCGACAGGCAGAAGGCGCGAGCGGCCCGCCCGGUCCAAGGCGCGGCGCAUGGCGGCCAACGUGCGGGAGCGUAAGCGCAUCUUGGAUUACAACGAGGCGUUCAACGCACUGCGCCGGGCGCUGCAACACGACCUGGGUGGCAAGCGGCUCUCCAAGAUCGCCACGCUGCGCAGGGCCAUACACCGCAUCACUGCGCUCUCCCUGGUCCUGCGUGCCAACCCGGCGCCCCGCUGGCCCUGCAACCACCUGGAGUGUCAUGGCCAAGCUGCUCAAGGCUCAGGCGCAGGGGACUCCGGCUUCAGUACUCCUCGGUCCGCGUCCCCGACCCCAGCGCCUGGUCUCGUGCGCAGGGAUGCCACCAACUCCUUAGUGCCGCCUGCACCGCGCUGCGCUUCGUGCUCCCCGCACGCGCACUUGGGGCGGCCCAGGGUGGUGGCUGAAGGGCCCGGUUUGGCCCAGGCCUCCGGGGGAAGCUGGCGCCGAUGUCCCGGGACUCCCCCUGUUGGAUCGAUUCCGUGGCGGUGGGGCUCCGGGAUGGGCUACCAGCACUCCUGACUCGCCCCAGAGGGAAAUCGGGUUAGCUGGCAGAAUGACGACUGCAAAAGAGAAGACUGUAAAAAGUCUUCCCGGACAGAGCAAAACUGGAUGGGGUGCGACUUGAGUGGCUGCCUAAACAGCGGGAAGGAACUCUGGGGGCCAGGGCAGCCUUCCCACACCCUAGCCUGGGGUGCUGAAGGAGUGAGAUCUUAGGUUUGGACUUGACCAACCUUUUCUUCCUGGAAAGUGGCCUCCUUUGCUCUUGCUGCAUUUGGACAGUGGGACUCGUGGAAUUUUGUGGUGGACAGCUGUUCUGAUCUGAGGGCACAUGCUGUGGCCCUCUUACCAUGUCUGGGCUGCUGUUG